GCCUUUUGUUUGAGGCUCUCUGGCUGUUGUUGCCUCAAGAAGAAGUUGCACUCACAAGUUGCUUUUUCCAAUAACAUCUGUCACCCUUUCGGAUAUUCUAUCUUUCUUUCUAUCAAUAUUCUUAUUUUUAGUAAAUUACCAGUUUAAGGUUUUAAAAAAAAAUUUCUUUCCCGUCUUCGUCGUGUGAAUGGUUUUGCAUUUCUUGGGGCUGAUGGAGGAGGUUUGAUGGGAUCAAUAUUCUCCCAGAGGCCACAUAUUCCGGUUCUGGGUUUUGAUCCUUCGAAGGGAAAUUCUUGAGGUUGUUGGGGUUGUGUGUUGUGUAAAUGUUAUAGUUGUUGUCCAUUGGGGUGAUUUGGAAGCUAGUUAUCCCUCCAAGUUUCGUUCUUUGAAAGGAAUAUUUGGAAGUUGAUGUCAGCUUCACGGCAAAUUGAAAUAGGAUAGAAAUUCUUACAAAGUUUGAGGGCUAGCAAUUCAUUGGUUGCACAGACUCGGAAGAUUUGUGGACAAAACUACCGGAACCUCUCUCAAGAAUCAUGUGGGAAUAGUGGUCUUUGACUGUUACAACCAAUUCUUUUGGAUAUCUGAGAAACUUUGAUUGGGUUGUUGUUGGGUUGGUAAAAGGAAUGAGCCUUUGAAAGAGAAGAAGAUCUGUCCAACUCCAACAUCGGAUUGAUUAAGGUUUUGAUGAUUUCAUAGGUAUUUGCCCAGAAGAGAAAUAGGAACCUUUUCUUGAGGCUGUGAAAGGACCCUGCUUCCAAUUUCCUAAAUAGUUAAUUGUCGUGUUGAUUUCUGAGGGACAUGAAGUUUUUGAGCCUGGUGGGAAACUCUUUUGGCUGUUCUGCAUCUGGUGAACGCUUGGUUUCUGCAGCAAGAGAUGGGGAUAUUCAAGAGGCCAAGGCCUUGUUGGAGUAUAACCCCCGUCUUGCAAGGUAUUCUACUUUUGGAGUUCGCAAUUCCCCUUUGCAUUACUCUGCAGCUCAUGGCCACCAUGAGAUAGUGUAUCUCCUGCUUGAGUCCGGAGUUGAUAUCAAUCUCAGGAAUUAUCGUGGUCAGACUGCACUGAUGCAAGCUUGUCAACAUGGUCACUGGGAGGUGGUUCAGACUCUGAUUAUUUUUAAUGCCAAUAUCCAUAAAGCAGAUUACCUAAAUGGAGGUACUGCCCUCCACUUGGCUGCUUUGAAUGGCCAUACCAGGUGCAUUCGGCUCAUCCUUGCAGACUAUAUACCCAGCAUCCCUAACUUUUGGAAUGUAUUACAGACGGGUGAUCAUAAAUCACUUUCAGAAUUUGAUCAAAGGUGCUCACACUUAAAGCCCUAUAUGCAAUCGUCUGUUAUAAAUUGUUGCAAUGAGUUAAUUUUGAUUUUGAAUUGUUGUGUACAAAGUGGUCUUUGCGAGGUAAUUAGCAGAACUGCUGAUGGAGGCAUCACUGCUCUGCAUAUGGCAGCAUUAAAUGGGCAUGUUGAAAGUGUUCAGUUACUCUUAGACUUGGGAGCUUCUGUAUCUGAGGUUACUGUGGAGGAUGGAACUACCAUUGACUUAAUUGGUUCUGGAAGCACUCCACUCCAUUAUGCUGCAUGUGGUGGAAAUGCACAAUGCUGUCAACUUUUGAUUGCCAAGGGUGCCAGUCUGGCUGCUGAGAAUGCAAAUGGAUGGACCCCCUUGAUGGUUGCUCGUUCAUGGCAUAGAAACUGGCUUGAGGACAUCUUAAAAACACCUCCAGAAGACCCUUUGCAAGUUCUCCCUUCUCCAUAUUUAUCUCUUCCACUUAUGAGCAUUGUGAGAAUUGCUAGGGAAUGUGGAUGGAGGACGACUGAAAUAGCACCAACAUGCUUAGAUCCAUGUGCUGUUUGUUUGGAAAGGAAAUGUAUGGUUGCUGUAGAAGGUUGUGAUCACGAGUUCUGCACACAAUGUGCCUUGUAUCUUUGUUCUGCCAACCCAACCUCAACAACCACACACGGCCCCCCAGGAUCAAUUGCAUGCCCUCUAUGCAGGCAUGGCAUAGUCUCAUUUGUGAAGCUUCCAGACGCAAGACCAAUACACAAGGAAAUACCAAGGACAACAAACUUGUCCUUAACAUUUUGCACCUGCUCAAGUGAAGUGUUGGAGGAUUCCACCGACAUGACCACCCCAUUUUGCAAACCAACUUCCCGUGGAUCCAAAUCUUCUCCAUCAAAAUCAUUUCGCUCCAUGAGCUGCCAAAGGUUAUCCUCAUUCAGAAUGAACCCCAACCUUUGCUUGGGAGCAGAUGUUAGUCCGUCCUUAGUUCCUUGCACUGUGAGCAGGAACUUGAGGAACCAUGGGACAAGAUGUUCUGGUUCUGGUUUUAGGCGAUCAUCUUCUCAAACCGAGAGAAGGAAGUCAUGGUUUUGUUCCUUCAAUCAAUCUGUUUCCACAGGCAGUGGAUGCUGACAACAUUUUGCUCUUUUCAUGCUUUUCAUUUACCACACCAUAAAAUAUAUAAGCAUAAUUAUACUCGUCAAUCCGAAUAUCAUCCACUGUUGACAUCUUUGCUUGUAAAUACCAAGCCUAAUUGUUCAGCUGGGACAAGCAUUUCUUUUUUGGCAACAAAUUUCACAACAAAAUUUGUACAACUCGUGGCUGCUUAUUCUCAGAUAGCAACCAGGAAACUAGUUCAAGGUUUAUAAUAAAAGACUAAGGAAAAUCCCAUGGCUUGUUAUAAGUGUUUACGUAGUGCAUAUAUUGUCUCAAAUUUGAAUCCAGGGGGCUCUAUGCACUUGGAGAAAUUCACUGGGUGAUGUUGAGCACACGUCACGGUUUCAUUAAAGUUGGCUUAAGGGGUCAGAAGUUCAGAACCAAAACAGCAUUGAUACCUUUAAUUCGGCUUUCAGGAAAACAAUAAAUCUGCGCCUGCAGGAUUUAGGACUUAUGGGCAAUUGGGCCCACCAUCCCCCGUGCAGUUCCUUAUUAUCACCAGUGGAUAGCCUCUCUUCAUUAACAACUAAAACAAAAACACAAAAUGUUUGAAGUUUGCGUAGUCAAGUUCUGGCAUUCAUGAACUCGUUUAAACGUUUCUACUCUCUUCAGUUCAUUGUAAUAUUGUGCCAAAACUAAGGCUGGACUUGUUUAUCCCCGGAAACCAAAUAUAGAAGUAUCUUAUUAUUCU
Abrus precatorius (Indian licorice) is the source of this 3124-nucleotide messenger RNA. Its product is annotated as probable E3 ubiquitin-protein ligase XBOS32. The transcript has 10 exons. NCBI's taxonomy places the organism in Eukaryota, Viridiplantae, Streptophyta, Magnoliopsida, Fabales, Fabaceae. Bases 799 to 2409 code for a protein of 536 amino acids. The record is from RefSeq and is a predicted model, not a curated record. Gene Ontology annotation, molecular function: protein binding.